GUUCAACAAAGUUUGUUUUUAUUUUAAGUUUUGUGUUUUUGGUAUCUUGCUUGUGAAAAGUGAAUUUGUACGUAUUUAUUUCUGUAAUUUUUGGUGUUUUGUUUGAGAGUGAAAAUGUUUUGUACCUGGGCAUUAUUUAAUAACGACAAGGCAAUAGAGCAAGUCGUCGACAAAUUAAAACAAUUUAUUGGAAUAUGUCAGUCGAACAGUGACAUUUUGCAUUACCCAGAAUUGGCAUUUUUUAAGGAGUACAUCGAAAAUUUGGGCGGUAAAAUCCCACGAUCGAAAAUGUCCAACCCACCUACCACUGAAACCACACCUGAAUCACCUUCUGAGGAGUUGAAGGAGGAAGAAUCAGAAGAAUCUGAUUUAGAGAUUGAUAGUUCGGGAUGUGUCGAACCUGAUGAGCUAUCACCUGAUCAAAACAUGGGCGAUGCAAGUAAAGUAGAAAUAUCCGAGGAAGAAUCGGAUAAAGCCGACGAAAAACGUAGAGAAGCAAUGCAAAUAUUAUCAGAAAACGCUGAGAAAGCAAUUGGCCUAUUCACAGAGGCCAUUGUUAUUAACCCCACAAGUGCUCUAUUAUUUGCUAAAAGAGGCCAAGCGUAUUUAAAAGUAGACAAACCAAAUGCCUGCAUCAAAGACUGCUCUAGGGCUCUGGAAUUAAACCCAGACUCAGCAGCUGCCUACAAAUUUAGAGGUAGAGCUUAUAGGUUACUUGGAGAGUGGGAGAAAGCAGCCAAAGACUUCCGACAAGCUUGCAACAUUGAUUUCGAUGAACAAACUGAUGAGUGGUUGAAGGAGGUAAAUCCAAAUGCCAAGAAAAUCGAGCAACAUCUACUGAAAAUUGAACGUAAGAAGGUGGAGAAAUUACUUAAGGAGAAAAAAGCUUCCAAGUCAGCUCCUCCACCCCAACAAGCACCAAAGUUUGAGGUUCCCCCCAGUUUUGAAGGAGGUGGUCAGAAUGAUUUCUACAAACUCAUGCAAGAUCCUGAGAUUUUAUUGGCUUUCCAGGAUCCUGAGGUUGCAGCAGCUUUUCAGGACAUUUCCACAAACUUUGCAAAUUUUGUAAAGUACAAGGACAACCCAAAAGUCAUGAGCCUUAUUAAAAAACUGUCAUCAAAAUUCCCAGGAGGUCCUGGUGCAUUUGGCAACAUGGGAGCUGGUUUUCCAGGAAUGGGAGGUAUGGGUGGAAUGGCAGGCAUGGGAGGUAUGGGGGGUUCUGGAGGAGCCCCUCCUGCCGAUGAUAAUUUGGAUUGAUUGUAAAAUGGGGAACAUACAUUUUGCUAACGAAAGGCUGAGAUAUAUCUAGUUAAAGUAUAUGUUUAUAAACAUAAUGUUAUAGUCAUUUAUUGAGAAUUUUGGCAUCUACCAUAAUUGGUUAGAAAUCCACACUAAAGUCUUGUAAAAGAUUAUGCAUUUUAAUAAAAUUUUGAUUUUUAA
This is a messenger RNA of Brassicogethes aeneus, 1440 nucleotides long. Lineage: Eukaryota; Metazoa; Arthropoda; Insecta; Coleoptera; Nitidulidae. The record is from the annotation of a GenBank genome assembly.